Molecule: messenger RNA, 552 nt
Organism: Cercocebus atys (sooty mangabey)
Lineage: Eukaryota; Metazoa; Chordata; Mammalia; Primates; Cercopithecidae
Gene: UTS2B
Product: urotensin 2B
Exons: 5
Coding region: 169-552 (127 amino acids)
Source: RefSeq, a predicted model, not a curated record
AUUGCAUUUUAUUGGUUUCUUUUCUUUCUUUCUUUUUCCUUCAUCCAGAGCAUUCGUAACAGAGGCACAUUUGCCUUUUGCAACUAAGCUGUACUGAAUUCCAAAGCCAUAAAUAUCCAUUUUAACCUGGAAAGUCCUUUUCUUUGCUAGUCCAGAAGAUUUUUUAACAUGAACAAGAUCCUCUCAAGCACUCUUUGCUUUGGACUCCUAACUUUGUCAUCUGUGUUGAUCUUUUUACAAUCUGUGCGUGGACGGCCAUAUUUUACCCAAGGAAAUGAAAUACUUCCAGAUAAAAAUGAUCCAAAUCGUGAGGAACUGUUGCUGGCUCUACUGAAUAAAAAUUUUGAUUUCCAAAGACCUUUCAACACUGAUCUAGCAUUGCCUAACAAACUGGAAGAACUUAACCAGUUUUAUCAGCUGGAAAAGCUAAAAGAACAGCUAGUGGAGAAGGAUUCUGGGACGUCCUAUGCUAUAGAUGGUCUAUUCUCUUCUCAUCCUAGCAAACGAGACUCAGAUAUUCAAAGGCAUCUGAAAGGACAGAAAGAACAGUGA